GUCACUUCCGGCACCGACGCGGCGUCGUCCGCGGCGUCAUCCGCGCCGCAGUCUCCCUAAUUGCGACUGGGAAUUUAGCCUGGUGAGGCGCCUCUGAGAAGAGGGAGUGUCGCUGAGGUGAUGGGAGAGAAUGUGGUCGUUGGCAACAUGGAGAGAGAAAGUGGAAAGUCUGUGGGUGUUGUUGCAGUCGUGACUGAGCCUCGGUUUACCCAGCGCUGCAGGGAAUAUCUCGAGAAGCAGAAACUCUUGGAUCGACAGCACCGUGUGGACAAGAUGCCGGACGGCUCGGUGGCGCUGCCGGUGCUGGGAGAGACGUUUCCAGAGCGGCACCUGCAGGAGCUGAGGAAUCGUGUGGCCCCGGGCGGUGCCUGUAUGCUGACGCGGCUCCCGGAUCCUGUUCCUUCCAAGAGGGCCCAGGGUUGUUCACCUGCCCAGAAAUUGUGUCUUGAGGUGAGUCGCUGGGUCGAGGGCCGGGGAGUCAAGUGGUCAGCCGAGUUGGAGGCUGAUCUGCCCCGAUCGUGGCAACGGCAUGGGAAUCUCUUGUUGCUGAGUGAAGACUGUUUCCAAGCCAAGCAGUGGAACAAUCUGGGGCCGGAACUCUGGGAGACCAUUGCCUCGGCACUUGGCGUCCAGCGUUUGGCAAAACGAGGGCGGGUAUCACCGGAUGGCACUCGAACGCCAGCAGUGACGCUGCUGCUGGGCGACCAUGGUUGGGUAGAGCAUGUGGAUAACGGUAUCCACUAUAAGUUUGACGUGACCCAGUGUAUGUUCUCCUUCGGAAACAUCACUGAGAAGCUUCGAAUGGCAUCAUUGUCCUGUGCUGGAGAAGUGCUGGUGGAUCUCUAUGCAGGGAUUGGUUAUUUUACAUUGCCCUUCCUAGUUCAUGCUGGUGCUGCUUUUGUCCAUGCUUGUGAGUGGAAUCCCCAUGCUGUAGUUGCUCUGAGAGAUAACCUUGAGAUCAAUGGAGUGGCAGAUCGGUGCCAAAUACACUUUGGAGAUAACAGAAAACUGAAGCUCUCAAAUAUUGCAGAUAGGGUGAUCCUGGGGCUGCUUCCCAGCUCUGAAGAAGGCUGGCCCAUUGCCUGCCAAGUGCUACGGCAGGAUGCUGGGGGCAUUUUGCAUAUCCACCAAAACGUGGAAUCUUUCCCAGGGAAAAAUCUUCAGCCUCUUGGGGUCAGCAAAAUAGAGAAAGAGCAUUGGCCUUAUCCUCAGCAAACUGUCACCAACCAGUGGAAAAAUGGAGCUACCAGGGAUUCUAGGAGAAAAAUGCUGUCACCAACUGCCAAACCAGAGUGGCAAAUGUGGGCAGAAUCUGCAGAAACUCGAAUCGCCACCCUUCUUCAGCAGGUGCAUGGGAAACCAUGGAAGACACAAAUUCUGCACAUCCAACCAGUGAAAUCCUAUGCACCCCAUGUGGAUCACAUAGUCCUCGAUCUGGAAUGCUGCCCCUGUCCUUCAGUUGGCUAGAGGAGGUGGAUCCUGGGACACAAGGGGUCCAUGUGCGAGUGGCCCUUAAUGGAUCAGUUCAGUCCAGUUUGUCAUCCCUUUUGUCCCCUGGUGAUUGGUUUUAACAUUUGGUAGCCCCGAAAGCAGGCUCUAGAUCAAUUCAAAUGAUUUUAUUUGUCUUCCAUUGAUAACAUAGAAAAUGAAAUACCUAUUUGGGAGAAGCAGCAUGACCCAUUGAAAUGAGGCUCAUCUGUGCAAUUAUAAAUUACAAAUUCUGACCUCAGUUCUAGCAUUGAGGUUUCAGUAUGUUUGGCCUUGGAUUUCGUUAUUUGCAAAAUGAGAGUUUCUUUGAACUGUCUCAAGUAGCUAUUUAUUAAGCAGCUAUACCAAGGACAUUGGUUACUUUAGAGUGAAAGACACAGUGCUUUUUCCAAAUUUCUCUGGCUUCAAUAUAGAAAAUUGACUGGAGGAGGGCCAAGAUGGAAGCAGGGAGGCCAGUGAAGAGGCUUCUAUAGUUGUCCAGGUCUGAGGUGAUGGUAACUUGCAUUAGGGUGGUGGUAAUGGGAGAUAGAUGGAUAUGAGAAAUAAAAUUGACAGGACCAAGCAAUGGAAUCAGAA
Messenger RNA from Saimiri boliviensis boliviensis (Bolivian squirrel monkey), 2064 nucleotides. It is a transcript of the gene TYW2, whose product is annotated as tRNA methyltransferase 12 homolog. Gene Ontology annotation, molecular function: tRNA methyltransferase activity. Gene Ontology annotation, cellular component: cytoplasm. The record is from RefSeq and is a predicted model, not a curated record. Gene Ontology annotation, biological process: tRNA methylation; wybutosine biosynthetic process. Lineage: Eukaryota; Metazoa; Chordata; Mammalia; Primates; Cebidae.